Molecule: messenger RNA, 174 nt
Organism: Plasmopara halstedii
Lineage: Eukaryota; Oomycota; Peronosporomycetes; Peronosporales; Peronosporaceae
Exons: 2
Coding region: 1-174 (57 amino acids)
Source: RefSeq, a predicted model, not a curated record
AUGAUCUAUUCAGCAAAAUCGGAUUUGGUUGCUGUGGAAACUGCCAAGAAUCUUGAAGUUAAGCUGAUCCGUCAAUUAGUUGACUCUGGAAUAAGCUUAAAUAAGUUGACGAAACUGAUUCUUCACAAACAAAAGAGCGAUUUGGCAGUUUUUACAUGGGUUAACGACGCCUGA